Messenger RNA from Mycena citricolor, 1527 nucleotides. The record is from the annotation of a GenBank genome assembly. Lineage: Eukaryota; Fungi; Basidiomycota; Agaricomycetes; Agaricales; Mycenaceae.
AUGCCACAAUCUGACGAACAACAGGCUAAGAAACGAGUGACCGACGAAGCACGUCUCGAGCGCGAGAAGGCCAGCGGGAACAAGCUCUGGAGCGCCUACAUUUCCGAGGCGCAGAGUUACGAUCAAGGUCUCAUCGAUGGCUGGCGUAGUGAGAUGGAUGGUCUGUUGAUCUUCGCUGGUCUCUUUUCCGGCGUCGUUACAACGUUCAUCAUCGACAGCUACAAGACGCUGAACCCCGAUUCGGGCGGCCAGACCGUCGAGCUGCUCAGCCAGACCGUCACUCUGCUCGGCCAGAUCUCGCAACAGCUUGCAAACAUGAACAAUGGUACAGCGGUGCAGGACGCACUUCCUCCCGCCACAGCCUUCUUGCCGCCAACCUCAUCUCUUGUCUGCAACGCACUUUGGUUCACGAGUCUUGCGCUGAGCUUGUCGAGCGCCCUGGUGGCGACCCUGGUCAAGCAGUGGGCGCAGGAGUACCAACACCGCACAUCGAUGUUCUCGUCUCCCUCUGUCCGCGCGCGCGUGUACAUGUAUCUGUAUCACGGUCUGCAGCGUUUCAAUAUGCAUGCUGUUGUUGGCGUUCCGCCCCUUCUUCUGCAUGCGGCGCUGGUUCUAUUCUUUGCGGAGUCCAACUCACAGCCCGGUCCGAAGUCUAACUACACACGAUUCCUGUGUUACUAUCUGUGUCUGCACUUGAAGUGGCCACGCGAUUUCGAGGCAUCUGCCUACUCCCUCCAGCUGAUUUAUCGCCAUUUUCUGAACGCCGCUGAACCCGCAAGGUACCCGGCAGACCUCGAUACCCAUCUUUCGGUCCUUCGCGCUCUGAGGAAUUCUGGCACUCAAGCGGCAGACAUCCACACGCACCGGUUGGUUGCCAUGACCCAGUAUGCCGUGCUUGCAUGUGUCUCGCCGGAUUUGUCAGAAUCAGGGCAAUUAUCGGAAUCGGACGAUUUGCUGGAGUCGGCGGAAUUGCUCAGUAUCCUCAACGACGACUACGAGACCUGGUUUCGUGCAUUAAUUGGCUUUGACAACGAGAAGUGGAUGGAGCGGGGAUCGACUCAUGACGCUCAUUACCUGAUACACAGCUGUGUACGUGUGGGUGUUGUGACCACCUUCUUGGAGCAGUGCGCUCAGAAAUCAGAUCAAACGGAACGCAAACUUGACUUCGAGACACUCGACAUGAUCCACGCACUCAGCCGUAUUCGACAAUUGCUCCCGAGCGAAAUCCAACUUCGAUUCGCCAACGCUGUCUCUGGAUUCCUACACAAAUAUCCAAAGGACAAUUUCGCAGAUGACAAUACACUCCACUGGGUGCUUGUCUGGGCCGUCAGUGAGUAUGUCGGCUGGAUCAAGGAUCCGGAGGCAUUGCAGGUCCUGGACACAGCUGUGUUUGCCGUGCAGACGGACAAUGAGCAGCAAAUACACCCAUUCAAUGCUAAAUGGAUCUGCGAAGAGAUUCAGCCCCAGCUCAAUCUUCCUGAGAUCAUUUUUGCUGCAUUUGUCUUGCUUGUUACUGACAGAGAGUGA